AUGGAAAAAGAUGAAAGUUUUAAAAUUAUAUUAAUAAUAUUUUUCCUCAGGUAUUAUGGCCAUAUGACUGCACAUAUCCAAGUAUCAUAAACAACAAAGGAAGCUAUCAAUUCAUGUAUAGUAUCUACACUUGUUGCAAGCAGUGCGAUUUCCCUACUUACAGCGCGUGUGUGAAAAAAUUUGGCUCUCCCGACUGGCGCUGUCCCAGUGAUGGCGUCCACUGUAUUCUUAAAUGCGUCAGCACGUAUGGACCGGGAUAUACUGAGGUUCUAGUGAAACCCGGGACCGGAGGAAUAACUACUAGUAGCAUCGGUGGAGGUCUUGGUACUAGGCCUGGCAAAGGGACCGUCAUUAAAGUUCCUAAGAAGGUAAAAUGUGUGAAAACUGAAAAACUCCCGAACGGCAAGACAUGUAUUAGAAGAUUGUGCGUCCCACUAAAGACUUAAACUAGCUUUUGUGAACUUUCGAAAACAGCAGCAAAGUCUGCAACACAAGUAUACUAUAGUCUAGCAAAGUAGCUCAGUUUUGUUAAGUUUUAUUUGAAUGUUGAUUUUCCAAUCAAUUUGCCAGUAAUGUAGAACUCACUUAUAUGUACUACAAUUUACAACAUGAAUGUCCGUGUCGUAUUCUUCAACAAUUUAAAAUAAAUGAAUGAUAUUUGGUGAGAAAAUUGAACUUAAACUUUACGUAAAUCAGCAGGAUUUUGCUUUUUGUGUGUGUUUUCUUCAUGAAUUAUUGAUUUAUAAACCACUAAUAAGUCAUCAUUAAAAUCAUGUCCUAUCAUCACCUUUAUACUUUCACUGGUAUAACAAAACGCCGGUAUUUAAAAGCAUUCUUUGUUUCGCACAAUUUGAUAACGAACAUCCCAUUACACGUAAGAACAUGCAAGAAUAUUCCAAAGCUAUUAAAUAUAGAAGUGCAAUUGACAUGCACUCACAGCCAUAAAACGGGAGACUAUAUACGCGAGCAGAAGGACACUGAUGAUCCUUUUUGUGGAAUUCUUCUGCGGGUAUCACUUGUUCAAGUUUUAAUACGCCUUGAGGCGUGUGUCAAAAUCAAGGUGUGUUUUUAUAAACACGUCAUACAUGGUGUGUUUUUCCACACACAAUACUGUGUUUUGGUACACUCUAUUAACUGUGGUACACUGUACACACCAUGCGGUGUUUUUAAAACACUGCACUAUUAUACUAUUAUAAUAACACUAUUAAGAUGUGCUACAUUCAUAUUUAUUCAUAAUAAUAAAUAUGAAACUAGUUUUUCAUGUCUCUGAGUCUGAGUAUGGUUCUGAAAUAGUGUGCCAUAUAUUAUUAUUACUUAUUUAAAAAAUUCCUGGCUUCUGAUUGGCUAACAGCCAACUGUGAAAUUGUCAUAUCAACUCAAUGGCUAACUAAAUACGGAUUUUUCACAUUCAUAUUAGUAAAAUGACGUCAAAGAGUCAAUAUGAAAAAAAUUUGGACGCGUUUGCACCAUAUUACUAUGACGACGAGAAUCAUAUUGACUCGCUGACGCCAUUGAUAUGACGCGACGACGGCUGCCGAAGGACUAAGCAAUUGUUUUUUUUCUUAAUACAAAUAAAAUACUGUCAAAUGUUUGUUUUGAAUUUUGAGGGCUUGAUAAUUCUUCAUAUCGUGCUCAACCUCAUUCAAUAAUUGUUAAAUGUUAAGUACACUCAAAUUCUUAAGAAUCCUUCAAAAUUAAAAGUUCCUUCUAUCCGUUAAUUACUUCGAUUACUUCAACUAUUAUUUAGGAUAGUUAUAUGUAAGCACUUGCAUGACUUGCAGGGUAAUGAUUAAAGUUGGAUGCCAAUUUAUCAUAACAAAUUUAGACAAAUCAGUGAUCAAAGAUAAAUUAAUUCGCCUGUGCAUGAACGGUGAUAGACAGACGGAUUAUUCGAAAAGAUAAACUAUAUGCCAUCACAUGUCUUCACUGAUGAUCUAUUGACACAAAUUAUGAUUUGGCGAAAACUCAUGUCCGUUUUCCCAAUCUUUCUCAGGAUGUUCAGUGAAUUACUGCCUGCACAUUUUAUUUGAUCAGUUUAACUAUCAAUGAAAUUGCACUAGGAGUCAAGUCCAUGCAAGUCAAGUUUUUUUAUGUGUGAUUACUCAAUACCAUUAAAAAAUCGCGGAUAAAGCCGUUUCAUAAUAACAAAUCACUUGUCAUACACACCUAUAGCUAUUGACGUCUUGUAUGUCUUGUUACUGAAAUAUAAACUCCCCGCACAAAUUAUUAAUAAGGAAACAACUUAUAAUAUUAUAUUUCAUCAAAAUUCAAAUCUUGAGUGUUCCGUUUCAGUUCUUUAACGAUUUCCCCCAAGACGGGCCCAAGCGGAAAGCCGGAGGAGAGUUAUCGAAGUGCGACCAAUAUAAAGAGAAUUGUAACGAUUGCUCACUCAUAAGCGUGUCAGUUUGCAUCGAAAAAUGGAAGAAAAAGCUAAAAUACUUUUUCUCUGCCUUCUGGUCGUUUUGUUGAGCGAUUUUUCUACCGGAUUUUUUCGCGUACGCCCUCCUCGUCGAUGUUUCCGAACUUUUGCUCGCAGACGUCGUUGUUUUAAGCCAUAUAUACCAAUGUUAUCGACCACUCAGAAACCAAAGACAUUACAGCCAACUACUGAAGCUACAACGCCUCCUGUGGUAUUUUUAAAUCCUGUAAAAUCUCACUCUUCAGAAUUGCCUUACUGUAAGUCCAGAGAUGUAAACGAAAUUCUCAGACCAGCUGGAAGUCGAACGAAACGUGCGGUAAGUAAGGUAUUUGUAUGUAUGUAUGGGGAUUCAAAUUAAGUCUAGAUUCUACGUCCUUUGUAAAAAAUAAAGACCUUUGUUCUUUGUCGUCUGCGAAAUCAAACCCCCACUGGCCGCAGGUAUAGGCUGGCAAAUAUUAUUUGUAUUUUACUUCAGCCGUUUGCGAGACAUGACUGUACCUAUGAUAACUGAACAAAGUACGGUAAUACAAGACUCACAGUUGCUGCAGAGAGGACCAAAUUUAGUUCGCAGACUUUUACGUGCAUGAGUAUACUAUAUAUAAUAUAGAUCCUAGCGGAAAUUCGGUUGGGAACCGAACAACUCCAAAUGCAUGAAAGGAAAUAUUGCGCACUAGAAACAAGUUUUGCCAGUGGCAACGGGUAUAGUUUCAAAUAUAUAUUAUCAACAAGGUCAAUUGCACACGUAAAAACAUUGUCAACAAAAUGCCCAAAUUUGCACAUUUUGAAAUAUAUUGCAAAAUAAUGGCCGUUAUGAAUGCGACACCCUGUUUGAACAAUUUAAAUCUUGAAAUUUGAAUCGCUUGUAAUAAUAAGAUAAAAUUUAUUUCGUUAAAAGUGCGCACGUAGAUCUAAUCUUAUUUGCAUUCCAUGCGACGACAUGAAGUUUGAAUUCUAUUUAUAAGAUCUGAAUAUUAAUCAAUCAAAAUUGGACGAGAAACUAUGCAAUAUUAUGUAUGAAUAAUAUACUGUAUACAUGAAAAAUUCAUACACAAGCGAAUUUAUGGCAAGUGAAUGCAUGGAACACAUGCGAAAUAGAUAAUUAGUUUGCAAGUUUUCGACUAUCUGAACCGGACUUUUUGUAUUUAUUGUAUAAAUCUGCGAGUUUGCGUGGCAAAAAUAAUGCUGGUCAUUUAUCUACAGCAGAUGAACCACUGUCUGAAUUCAUCAUAAAAUGGCCUUUCUGACUAUCAUAUUAUUCUAGCCGCUAUAUAUUUAUCAGCUAUAGACCUGAAACGAGGGGUAUUCCACAAAAAAUUACCCUGCGGGAUGAAAUAUUCCUCGGAUACCGAACCUUUCAAAAAUAAGUAGAAAACAAAUACCAUUCAAUUAACUUUUAAUUUCAAAACACAACUGACAUUUAAAAAAGUCGAAUUUCCCGCUCAAGAGUGGUAUUCGAAGUCGAAUACCAUGGCCCCGGGUAAAACACCCAGGGUUCAAAUUGCCUAGGUCAUAGUAUUCGCUGAAAAAUACCAUGGUCAUGUGGUACAAAUUUAGUUCUCUGAUUGGACAAGCUCAUUGUGAGGUAUAAUAUAUAUAUAUACUUCUAGAAUUUCGCUUACCUCAAAAUUCCGCAACAGUCCGUUUCAUCAGUAAAGAAUAUACAAUUACUUUAUGGUUCGUGUUUGGAUGGCCGGAUCCAAACACGCGGGAAUGUUGCGAGAGUUAAGAAAAGCGCGCGAAAACACGAGCCGAAGGCGAGUGAUUUUGCGCGCUUUUCUUAACUCGAGCAACAUUCCCAAGUGUUUGGAUCAGGCCAUCCUAACAGGGAAACCAUAAAGUAAUUGUUUUAUAAAAUAACAACAACACGAUAGUCUUCCGUGUUUGGAUGGCCUGAUCCAAACACGGGUUUCGACCAAUCAGAACACGCGUUAUAUACAUGUUAUUUUAUAAUCAUCAGAUACCGCCUGAUGAUUCUUUACUGAUGAAACAGACUGUUGCGGAAUUUUGAGGUAAGCGAAAUUCUACAUUUGCUCUAUCUUUAUGAUAUUGAGCACUCUUUGCGUUUCGUAUACACAAACCUACUCGUAUAUAUACUUCUAUAUAUUUCAGGUCUCGUGGCCAUACGAAUGCAGACAUGCAAGUAUAUUGCAUUUCUCAGGCGACUAUCAGUUUAUCUGGCCGAUAUACGACUGCUGUUCAAAAUGUAGCUUCCCAGAGUUCACCUUGUGCGUGGCCAAAAGUAGAAGUAAAAAUUCUCCAGAGUGGAUGUGUCCUAGCGAGGGAUUGCAAUGCAUUGUGGGUUGUGUAAACAAACAUAAGCCCGGUGGCACAAUCGGUAUUUUACCAAACGUUGUCAAACCGGGUAUAAAACCCGGUAGUGGCGGGAUUCUUCCCAACGUCGUCAAACCAGGUAUAAAACCAGCUCCAGGAAAACCGGUCUUGAGCAAUUGUGAGAAACUGGAAACGGAAAAUGGGAAACAAUGUAUUCGAAAACUAUGCGUACCACUGGGCCAGGCUUUCAAGCCGUGA
This is a messenger RNA of Paramuricea clavata, 4948 nucleotides long. Lineage: Eukaryota; Metazoa; Cnidaria; Anthozoa; Malacalcyonacea; Plexauridae. The record is from the annotation of a GenBank genome assembly.